UUUUCUAAACUGGCAAGCACGUACCAUCUCAUCGAGCCAGAAGCAUCCACCUGCACUGUAAACAAGUACGGUGCCGUACAUACUGUACGAGAUCGAGACCGCAGAGUACUAGCGGCGCGGACUCGGGGCUAUUCUAUCUGAGUAUCGCGUUUUGUUUGUGUCUGCACAAAGCUUGGAGUUGGAAGAAAUCUGAGGAAGAAAUAUGACAGAUCUUCGUGAAUAUGUUGCAUAGAAAUUAGUAAUUUUUGGAUUUAUUCCACGUUCCUGUAAUUGUUUGAAUGUAUGUAGCUUAAUUAGCUAUCUCUUUCCACCGAUUUUUUAAGAGAAAGGAAUUAAUAAUGUCUGAAGCCGGGUCUUCGAAAUGUUUGUCGUCACUGAGGGACGUGCAGUUGGUGAUAGAGAGCCGGAUCACGUACUUGAAUGGGCUCCGCAAGAUGGAUCAAAACAGCGCUUACACAAAAAAUGAAAUGCGAACUGUCAAAGAUCGUCUUUUUCACCUGUUUGGCCGUCAGCUGGCUAGCAAGCAUGGGAUGGACACUGGCUCAGGGUGCAGUGAGCUCAACAGGUACCCUGACUUCAGGCAGUGGCUUCAUGUGGUUGAUGUUCAACCUCCUGCUGUAGAGAUGCUGAUAGAGCGAGUCCAUAACCUUAGCCAGCUGAUCAAGCUAAGUGAAUCUGAGAUCAGAACCAUCAUGAAGAUUUGUGCCUGUGAGGAGAAAGAGAUCACCAGGUUCCUCGAUGCAGUCAAGAGCUUGAAGAAGGCUUACAUAGCCAACUACCCUUCAAAGGAUCGUAACACGGAGGAUGGUGCCAAGAGCCCUGAUACAGUCAGCAUGGGCAACUCCAUAGAGACGGUUGGUGACCAUGCCCGGUCUCGCUCUAACUCGCCCUCUGUCAGCAGCAGUCCUGAGCAGAAACGCCCCUCCAUCGACUCCCUCAACUCAGAUCUCUCAGAAGUGCCCUCAGUGCCCAUCACGCCGCCUCCGUUCGACAGUCACAUCUUCAAACUGCCUGUGCCUACCCCGCCCCACACGCCCACCUUCAACAAGAGGGGUAAAAGCAGGGGGACGCCGCCCCCGACCAAGAAAAUCAACCCCUACCAUCUACCCCUACCAUCACCUUCAAAUUGGAGCUCUGUUGAUCAUCUGAAUACUACGAGGUCUGGCUUGGGCUUUGAUUCAGCAACGUUGGGUAGGACGCAAGGCAGGAGUCGAGACCCACGUGACAGACGGUACUCUGACGACAACGCGAUGCGGUUAUCAUCACCCAGUAGAUCAGAAGAGAGGCUAACGGACAUAGGCUUGCCACCCAAACAACCCACAAAACUUGUUCCACCCAAGUCCCCAAGAACACAAACUCGAAGUAACAUGAUCCACGCAAUAAAACACAGAUGGUCAUUACGCCCUCAUAGGUUCAGUAAGAAGACAUCAAUGCGGCCUCAGACCUGUGACUACUGCCAUGAGAAGAUCGUUUUCUUGCAACACUACAAGUGCAAAGACUGCAAGUACGUCUGCCAUAGCAAUUGUAAAUUCCAUGCAGAGAAGGUCCCUUCGUGCGGGUUGCCGAGAAAGUACGAAGAAAUCUUCAAAAGCACGAUAGAACAUGAUCGCACCUCAUCUCCCAUUAUGAGUCACAAACAAGCUCGCUCAGAAACACAGACUGCUGUCAAUGUCGCAUCAUCGACGGGUGACUCCAGUUCAAAUCCCUCAUCCACCACCUCAUCGACACCAUCAAGUCCUGCCCCAUUCACCUCAACAUCAGGCAUUCCUCCUCCCAGUCCUGCCCAACCCUCGCCAUCACCGCUCAUGACGGUACCUCAAUUCAAAUUCCCACCAGAUGUCAGUGAUGACUUCUUAGACAAUAAUGAGAAUGUAACAUCGACCAGUAGUGAUCGGACGAUAACUAUAGAUUCACAUGAUACCCAUGAUCCUUUCACAGAUUCAGAGAAAACACUCCCGGAGCAGACUGAUCCUACAGACGAGAUCUCUGAUCCCGACACGUACCUAGUAGCAACUCGGAAAAAUAGUCAAAAACUUUUAUCAGAAUGGGACAUUCCUUUUGAGCAGCUUGAGAUACAAGACUUAAUAGGAACAGGCAGAUUUGGGGAAGUACAUAAGGGUAAAUGGCAUGGGGACGUUGCAAUCAAAAUGAUGGACAUCGAUACUGAUGAUGAGAUGCAAUUACAAGCUUUCAAGAGAGAGGUGUCCUUCUUCAGGAAAACUAGGCAUGAAUUUGUUGUUCUAUUUAUGGGAGCCUGUAUGAGGCCACCUCAUCUAGCUAUUGUUACAAGUCUUUGCAAAGGACAGACGUUAUACACUCAUAUACACCUCAGGAAAGACCGCUUCAACAUCAAUAGGACAAUACAAAUAGCUAAACAAAUAACGGAGGGUAUGGGCUACUUACAUCACAAGAAGAUAGUGCAUAAAGACCUCAAGUCCAAGAAUAUCUUUAUCGAGAAAGACAAGGUUGUGAUCACAGACUUUGCUCUCUUCAGUAUAGGCAGGCUGUCCAAACAGAAAACGAGGACAGAUACUUUAGUAAUUCCAGAUGGAUGGUUAUGUUACUUGGCUCCUGAACUCAUUACAUCACUCAGGAUCAACACUGAUAGAAACCAAGAUAUGGAACUACCUUUCUCAGAGAAAUCUGAUGUCUAUGCCUUUGGGACAAUAUGGUAUGAACUGUUAGGAGGAGAAUGGCCUUUCCACAAACAGCCAGUAGAGACGGUCAUAUGGCAAGUUGGCAAAGGCUUGAAACAACCACUCAAUCACCUACAAGCUUCCAGGGAUGUUAAGGAGAUCCUAAUGUUGUGUUGGUCAUAUGCGCCAGAAAGCCGCCCCAUCUUCCCACAAAUAAGGAAAACCAUUCUGAGACUACCAAAGAAGAAAGGUCUACACCGAAGCCCCUCCCACCCGCUCCACCUAUCCCGCUCAGCUGAAUCAGUCUUAUGAUGAACAGGAAAUCGCCAUAAUUACUGGCGGAAUACUGACAUUGCGGCAAUGGCAAGAGAGAGACUUGUCUUAUUGUUCAGUCUGUUGUACAAUAAAAGCCACCUGCAUGACUAGAAGGUUUAGGGUAGGUGGCAUCUAUGGCUUCAUGGGAUAUCUAUGAAGUCUCUAAAGACCUUUGUUCAUCUUGUAGGAGCUGAUCAAAGUGUUUCAGUGAAGACGGCGACCUUGGCAAUCUUAGAAGACAACCCAGGGAAUCUGAUGAAAUAAAUCAAGAGAAAUGCCACAUCCCAUGGAUCAAGGACAAUCCUCAAAGAAAUAGCCUUCUCAUUCUUCAUUGGAAACUCAAGUGCUGAAUCUUGACUAUUCUGUUCUGUCCUUCCACUCCAGACUAUUGCUUUGGGAUGUAUUCUAAACAGACACCCAACAUGAGCAUGCUACUCCCAUCUAGAGACCUAUUUUUUAUCGGUUAAAUGCCAAUGUGGUUAGUUUAAAGACUGUAGUAAGUCUUGAAAGCACAAUCCUUGCCAUUCGUCUUGCUCGGCUGCUUCAGUUUCGGUAGCCAUCAUUGUUGGUGGCUCAAGAAGAACGUCUGCAGCCAGUGAAGUUUGGUAAAGAUAAAUAAUGCUGGGUCUUCAUGUUAACUAUGUUUACUUCAGACACCUGAGAGGAUUCUUCUAAAUAGUUUGGUGCAACUCAUUUUAAAAUUUAAUAAUCACAUGAUAAAAUGUCAAAUUGAAAGAAAAAAUAAGGUAACUGACCUUUCUCAUUUAACAAGUCAGUCUUGUUUGCAUGUCUAUUUAUUAAAAAUUUGCAUAGAUGUCAUGCCUGAUCACAAGUUAUCCACGUAGCAUAAAAUUGUCUUAAUACUGUGAAAUUCCGAAAUCAAGAAAUUGGCAUGUACUUUGCGAAACUCUGAACCUUUAUCUUUCAACUGCCGAGGAAAUAUUUAAAUACCAGUCAAGACAUUCCAGGAGUACACUCUCCUAAUCCCUCAGGAUUUUGAGAAGUUUGAAUUUGAUUUUUUUUACAAGUUAACAUAGCCCCACAGACUGGCUUUUAGAAUGGUGUCAUUAUUGUGGGUUUAUCUGUAUCAAAACGAGUUGCAUCUUGCAUAUUGUGUUCAGUCAUUGACAUUAUUUUCUGAGAUUUUAGGUGAGAAUCCAACUAAAAUUUGUAUGAUUGCCGACAAAAGUGUAAACUUUUUUCUUUGUAAGGGAAGUCAGGCAAUAUAAUUGAAGUCGCUAUCUUCUUUGUGUCUUUGUCAGCGCUCAUAAAUUGCUAGUUGAUAUACACUGUACAUUGAAAAGAUUAUUAUGAUAAAGAUGAAAUACUUUGCUUCUUAAAGAAAUACAACUUUGACAAAUAUCAAUUUCACUUCUGUGCUGGUGGAUAAUUUGGUAUUGUACCCUUAAGGCUAUUUUAUUACCCAUCUUUGUAAAGGUUUUGUUUUUUGCACUAUUUACAAGUGUGAAUCCGGCAAUCAUCAAUGUAUAUCUGUUCAAAAAGUGGACUUAAAAAAAACAUCUUUUAACAAGAAAAGUGUCUUUUAUGUACAUGGAAUAUUGAUAAGGUUUACUGUUGAUUUCAUUUUGAAUAUUUUGCAUAUUUUUAUUGUUAGUCAGUUUACCAUGUUGUUCCAUGUAUUGUGUUUCUUGCUUUUUUUUCUUUUUUUUGAAAAAUACUGACUCAUUCCUUUCUGUCUAUUUCUUGAGAGUUAUACCAGCUGGCCUGGCAUUGAGAUAUUUUAUCAUCAAUAUGAAAUUUUAUUACAUAUUUAAUUGUAUUAUGUUGCUAUUAUUUGACUGACGUUUUGUCAUUUUAUGUGGGUAAACUAUUUUCAUAGUCUUUUAAUAUUGCAUCAAUAUUUUUCUAUUUUCAUUCUCUCCCCUCUCUUCUGUCUCUCAUCUAUCAUUCAAAGUAGAUUUGGAUUACUGAAGUAUAUUUGUUUGGUAUUUUUUGUGGAGCUGUGUGACCACCCCCCUCCCCCCCCCCCCCCCAUAACCUUUUGGUAGACCAAAUAAUGAAAAUCUAGUUUACUUUAACUUUUAAUAGAUAAUUGUGUUCUAUCAAUGAAACGAUUUGUAGAGGUCCUAGUAUCCAGAUUUAUAAACAUUCAAAAAAUAUGAUACAUGUAUUGUUCUUUGAAUUGAAUGAAUAGACAUAGUAUCUUUUUUUCUUUUUUACUUAAAAAUACAAGCUGUAUUUAACUCAUUGUUCCUGUUGUAUGUCUGUCUGUUAUACAAUACAGGGCAGAAUUUCAUUCCAAUUGAUAUUUAAUACUUCUUUAUUUUCUCAAAGAAUAUAAAUAUACUUAAUGAUACCUAUUUUUCAAAGCAUGUUGGUAGUCACUGUAUCUUUUUUCAUCAUCCAAAACUAAAACAUUCUUCACAAAUUACUAACUGAAUAUUUUAAUUUCCCCCAAAUGAAGUUGUCAUUGGGCCUAGUUUGUAAAUUGCAGGUUUUUCAGGAAAUCAUGUCAUAUCCCUCAUAUGAAAGUUUCCUAAGCAAGGCUUAUGGAAACACUUCUUUCAAUAUCUUUGUCAACCAUAAGUUUAUUAAAGUACAAGAAAAAUGUCAAGACUUAUUGCUCAUUUGUACUAUACUAUAACAGUAUGAAAUACUCUAUCAAUACUAUAUCAUGUUAUAUCAUGGUAUAUGAAGUCCUUUGAUGUAUUGGAUAUUUUAUCAAACAUGAUAAAAAUACAAAUAAGAAUAAUGCAUGCUUGACAUUGGUAGAUGUCUCAAGAUGGAUGUUUUGUUUGACAACAUCAUUGCUUUAAUUGCUAUUCCAAAGAUAAAGUGUUAUUACUUUUAAAACAGUUUUAAGUUUUUCUGAAAAUUUUUACCUACUUUUGUAUAUUUUUAGAAUAUUUUGUCUCGUAAUUGCCUUGAUAUGUGAGACUACACAUAAUUAUAAUUCCAUACAAUCUGUCCCAAAAGUUGUACCUGUAUAAACUUUGAAAUAUUUUUUAUAAUGCCACCUGCGAUAGGGGGGUGACAAUUAUCAUUGUCAAAACAACUCUUCUUGUGCCAUACCUUUUUAGAUGAGGAAAAAAAAUCUUUUUAGGAUUGUACAUGAAGUCAAACAUUUUAAUUGUACAUCUUUAGUAGCAAUGCCCUUUUGUAAUUGUAUGCUCUUUUUAAUACCUAUCUGUAUUUUAUCUGUAUUUAUAAUUUUAUAUAAUUCUUCUUUCAGGCUCCACUUGUUCACCAACUGUGUGUUUGUGUGCUUUAUGUGAUCUUCGUCUAUCUGGGUUUUUUUUUUCAUUUCUCAUGUUAUAUGUUUACUGAAUAUAUUCUUCAUAAUGAAAUGAAAUAUUAAUGAAUUAGUGAACUGCCUGGAAUCAUGCCAAGUAAAGAUGCUACUGGCAAUAAUGAUAUUUGUAAAAGGGGUUGGUAAUGAACCUCAAAAUCUAACCCUUUUUUAAAAAGGGGGUCAUCAUUUGUCUCGACUUUUCAAUUUUGAAAAUUAUUAUUCAAACUCGAGUGUGGUAAGAAACCCGAUGUGAUGUAUUAUGUUGAAAUAUUUGUGUAUUUGUGCAUUAAUUGAAAGAAAUUGAGAGUUUUAUUUUUCUGUUUAUGUAUGUAUGGAUAUUAUAUUUCUGAUAUAUCACCCUAGUAUUUAAAUUCUGUGAAAUGUACAUGAUGUAUGUAUUUUGAUUUAUUUACAACAAAUAUAUUGCAUUAUAGACAUUAUGCAUAGUUCUGUACUUCAAUCAUAAUACACAUACACACAAACAUAAGAUAUUUGUAAUUUUGUGUUUUAACAUGGAAAUGGUUGAAUAAACAAAUAUUAUCACGUCUCCUGUGAUAUGAACUGU
Lytechinus variegatus (green sea urchin) is the source of this 6769-nucleotide messenger RNA. RefSeq names its product kinase suppressor of Ras 2-like. Gene Ontology annotation, molecular function: protein kinase activity; ATP binding. The transcript is spliced from 20 exons. The record is from RefSeq and is a predicted model, not a curated record. Lineage: Eukaryota; Metazoa; Echinodermata; Echinoidea; Temnopleuroida; Toxopneustidae. The coding region runs from base 339 to 2948 and encodes 869 amino acids. Gene Ontology annotation, biological process: protein phosphorylation.